AAAGGAGUAAAUCACGGAAAGCUGGGUGAGAGCACGACAGGCUCCCGGUUCCAGCGUUUCCACUGGAAUUGUGAUUGUGAUGCGCAGGAGUCUUUCUUCUUUGCUGCUUCUUCUUGUCUUUGUUCUUCUUUUUCUCUUUCUUCACCGGAUAUCCAAUGGAACCGUGCUGAUUGUUGUACUGUUGUUGCAGUUGCUUUGCUUUUUUCCUCGCUAUCCCUGCUCUGGCUGCUUCUUGUCGCGGUUACUCACACUGCAACCAGCUUGUGUGUUGUGGCUGUGAGGGAAAACCGAACAGCCCCGGCGGCGGACCCAAUUCUCUUUCCCCCAUCUUGGUCUGUGUGUGUAUGUGUGUGUAUGAGUGUGUUGUCGGCGUGUUACUGCCUCUCAGCACAGCACAGAAGCAGGGGGAAACAAUAAAAAGAGAAAGAAAAACACACACCAGAAAGCCCACUUUGACUGUGCUGAGCCAAACGCACAUUUAAGAAUAUUAAUUCCACGAAAGAUGAGUUCAUAUUUUGUAAACUCGCUCUUCUCGAAAUAUAAAAGUGGAGAUUCGUUACGGCCAAACUACUAUGAGUGUGGUUUCGCACAGGACCUGGCCGGCAGCCGGCCAACGGUGGUCUAUGGACCGGGAUCCGGCGCUACCUUCCAGCAUACUCCGCAGAUCCAGGACUUCUACCACCACAGCGCCUCCUCGCUCCCAAGCAACCCCUACCAGCAGAGUCCAUGCGCGGUCACAUGUCACGGCGAGCCGGGGAACUUUUAUGGAUAUGACGCACUGCAACGACAGACGAUUUUUGGAACCCAAGACGCCGACUUGGUCCAGUACAGCGACUGCAAGCUCGGUGGCGGGACCGGACUGGGCAACGAUGACACGGAGGGAACCGAGCAGAGCCCUUCGCCGACACAACUGUUUCCCUGGAUGAGGCCACAAGUAGCUGCUGGCAGAAGAAGAGGUCGGCAGACCUACAGUCGCUACCAGACUCUGGAGCUGGAGAAAGAGUUCCUGUUCAACCCCUACCUAACCAGGAAACGCCGAAUCGAGGUGUCGCACGCAUUAGCGUUGACAGAGCGGCAGGUUAAGAUCUGGUUCCAGAAUCGCAGGAUGAAGUGGAAAAAGGAGAACAACAAGGACAAGUUCCCCAGUAGCAAGAGUGAACAGGAGGCGGUGGAACGGGAGAGGAGGGAGAAGGAACUGCGAGAGGCCGGUGGUGGUAGCGGUGGAGGCAGUGGAGAAGGGAGUGGAGGGGCAAGCACGGGGUCGGGUACGGCGGGGUCUCAGGGCUCCGUCAGUGAGGACUGCUGUGAGAAAACACACAAACAAAUGUAAAGAGAGAGGCAGAGAAUUUUGAGGGAUCGGGGGUGGUUAAUCUAAAUGGCCAAUAAAGGUGAUGGUUGAAGUUGGAUCAGUGGACUAUUAAACUACCUGCUCUCUCCAUGAUUCGUCAGAUGAGUCUCCAGAAUUGUCAGAGCGAUGAGUUAGAAGGACUGAAGGUUUGAUGACUGUCAAAACCACAGGAAAGAGCUAACAGGCAAAAAAUAAA
Molecule: messenger RNA, 1544 nt
Organism: Poecilia latipinna (sailfin molly)
Lineage: Eukaryota; Metazoa; Chordata; Actinopteri; Cyprinodontiformes; Poeciliidae
Gene: hoxb8a
Product: homeobox B8a
Exons: 2
Coding region: 503-1330 (275 amino acids)
Biological process (GO): regulation of transcription by RNA polymerase II
Cellular component (GO): nucleus
Molecular function (GO): DNA-binding transcription factor activity, RNA polymerase II-specific; RNA polymerase II transcription regulatory region sequence-specific DNA binding
Source: RefSeq, a predicted model, not a curated record